AUGCCCAGCCCCCGCCCCCAGCAGCUCUCUGGCCGCUGCUCCCCCAGCCUGGAGCACCCCCAGGUGUGCGGCCGGAAGCGGCACAGCGAAGCCCAGCCCCGCCCAGCUGCGGGCGCCGCUUCCGGUCCCCUGUCCCCUGUCCCCUGUCCCCUCCCGCUGUGCCCGCAGGUGUCCCUGACCCGCAGCGCCCCGCGCUGGGCGGGCGGGCGGCACCUGCUGCUGUCGGCGGAUCGCACGCUGGUGCUGAAGGAGCUGUCCAGCGAGGGCGUGGCCGACGUGCACGGGCUGCUGUCCCACUACCACCAGUACGUGGUGCAGUGCCACGGGCAGACGCUGCUGCCGCGGUUCCUGGGCAUGUACCGGGUCAGCGUGGACAGCGAGGACACCUACCUGCUGGUGAUGAGGAACCUGUUCAGCCACCGCCUGCCCGUGCACAGGAAGUACGACCUGAAGGGGUGUUUUGGGGGCUGUUCCCCCCCUCCCCGUCCUCCCCAGGGCAAGGAGCUGCCCACGCUGAAGGACGUGGAUUUCCUCAACAAAAACGAGAAGGUGUUUGUGGAAGAGGAGCAGCAGCGAGAGUUCAUGGACAAGCUCAAGCGGGAUGUGGAGGGUUUGGGGGUUUGGGGGGUUUCUCCCUGGGGCCAUGGAGUGGCCCCCCACCCCAAAUGA
Messenger RNA from Ficedula albicollis (Collared flycatcher), 669 nucleotides. Its product is annotated as phosphatidylinositol 5-phosphate 4-kinase type-2 gamma-like. The transcript is spliced from 6 exons. The record is from RefSeq and is a predicted model, not a curated record. Gene Ontology annotation, molecular function: phosphatidylinositol kinase activity. NCBI's taxonomy places the organism in Eukaryota, Metazoa, Chordata, Aves, Passeriformes, Muscicapidae. The coding region runs from base 1 to 669 and encodes 222 amino acids. Gene Ontology annotation, biological process: phosphatidylinositol metabolic process.